ACCUGCUAAUGACAUGAGCGUCAUGGUCCUGCAAGGGCAUAGUAUCGAUACGUUAUUUUUCUGUCUGUCAGAAGACUCUUAUUCGUUGUUUUUAUCGCACCAAAAAUGACAACAGUUUUAAAGAGAUGCUUGCGAGGUACAAUGCAGACACAACUGCACAGUGUAUGCUGUCCCAAAGUGUUCUCACUGGAACAGAAACGCCACAUCCGGUGGAAGUUCUCUUGGGAUGAGAAUCACUUAUUUUAUUUGUGGAAGACCUAUAAUAUUUCACCAACAGGCAUAAAAGAUACCAUGCUCCGUUCAGAAAGAGAAGGCUUCAUAAAUGAACAGAGGUAUAUCCCGGCCAAGGCGUUACAGCGUGGUCCCGACCUAGCAGCUGCCGAUAUGAUUCUCAAUUUCAACGGUCGAGUAAAGUUCAACAAUGACGAUGUCUGGUACAAGACGUACGAGAAAGGGACCUCGCCCCUGCCUCAGAGCUUCAGGCCGGACCUGAAACUUGAGGCUGUGGAUCUGGCAGACUCCAACUGGAUGUUGACCGGAAUGGACCACUUGCAUGGCUGUGAGCAUGUGGUGUUUGUAAGCCUUGCACGCUGCAAGUAUGUCACAGACUGGUUCAUCGCGCAACUUGUUCUCCACUGUCCCAAUCUCAAGUAUCUGGAUGUAUCCGGGUGUCCAGAAAUAACAGAUGCUACCAUGGAGAUGGCAUAUAAAUUCAGGCACCUACAGAUUCUGAACAUCACAGAUUGUCAGGGCAUAAAGCAAGGCGAGGUGUUCAGUGUUUUCUUGGAAGAUUUGUUGCCCGAACUUAUCAUCAUAGGUGUGGACAGCCUUAGUAAAAUGGAGCUACCCCUGCAUGAAUAUGAGCAGCAAAACAGCCGCUUCUUGAACCUGGGAAUGAGCGCAAGCAUUCCUGAACAAAUAGUGGGACUUAGAAGUGAAACCUCGGAAAAAUCCACUGUAGUCAACUGUAAACUGAAUAUGUCUGACAGUGUAGAGUUGAAAGUGGAGCCUUUAAAGACUGAGAGUGUUUGCUAGUGUUUUUGUUAGAUGUGAAAAUAUUUAAGCUCUGGGAAAACAGGGCUAAAUGCAUGUGUAUAAAAUAUUGUCCCAGAUUAGCCUGUGCAGUCCACACAGGCUAAUCUUGGAGGAAAUUUUUUAUUUUAUGAAAUUUUCCCUUUUAACCUCAAAUUCAGUCUAAGCAAGUGUCGUCCCAUAUAAGCUUGUGCAGACUGCCUAAUCUGGGAUGACUUCACCCAGCAAGUGUCGUCCCAUAUAAGCUUGUGCAGACUGCCUAAUCUGGGAUGACUUCACCCAGCAAGUGUCGUCCCAUAUAAGCUUGUGCAGACUGCCUAAUCUGGGAUGACUUCACCCAGCAAGUGUCGUCCCAUAUAAGCUUGUGCAGACUGCCUAAUCUGGGAUGACUUCACCCACAUGCAUUAAGCCCAUUUUUAAUAGAGUGUCGCUCAUGUAGUAUAUUGCUUCAUGCAAAUGACACUUAUGUGCAAAUAAAAGUAUUUUUAAUUGA
Molecule: messenger RNA, 1525 nt
Organism: Dreissena polymorpha
Lineage: Eukaryota; Metazoa; Mollusca; Bivalvia; Myida; Dreissenidae
Product: ATP synthase subunit s, mitochondrial-like
Exons: 6
Coding region: 106-1035 (309 amino acids)
Biological process (GO): SCF-dependent proteasomal ubiquitin-dependent protein catabolic process
Cellular component (GO): SCF ubiquitin ligase complex
Molecular function (GO): protein binding
Source: RefSeq, a predicted model, not a curated record